GAAAGUGAAACUUAUACUACAAACAGACACUAGAUGGCAGUGUAGCACAUUCUCUGGACCAAUGUCAAAUUACUAGCCUAUAUUACAACAAGUUUCACUUCAGGGUUGGCCAUCCUUUUGUUUAGUUCUACUCCCAAAUGGGCCUGGCCGUUCCCAUAAAGGUCCUGGAAGUGCUUCGUUAAAUGUGGUAUGCCUGCCCGUAUUUAACAUUACAAUUACUGUCCGCGAUUCUGUUUCGGUUUCGCAAAAGGCUGUUGAUAUUUGAGCUCAACCAGCCAAUCAAAUUACAACCCUUCCUUCCGUGCUCCUGAAGCACGUGCUUUGAAUGGCUGCGAUUCUUUAUGGCUCGGUCCAGUCACUAUGUUUCCCAUGUACGUAGGCAAUACUGUGUACAGACACCGACGUUUUUUUUGGCCGUGAACGCUGAACGGACAGCUAGAGGAGCAUUCAAAAGUGAAUGGGAUUAGUCACGGACACUCGAUUUAACGUGUGGUGAAUUGAUUAAAUGACGAAAUGGUGCCAUCUGCUGGUAAAAAAAAAAAAUGCCAAAAUGUUAGAAGAAUGAUGACAUUUUACUUCAACCAGAUAACAUGCGUGUUCGAAUAUUUUCUGUUUCCUAUUUUACGGAUCUUGUCCUUUAUGUCAAUUUUUUGUGAAAGGACAUUUCUAUCAUGGUACUAGGUCUAUAUAUUUUGUUUCGAGGGCGUGGUUAUAGGGAUUGUAGGAUACACGAUACAUUUGGAACCAUCCAUUUCAGAUUAAAAAAAACUAAUUGCUUUUAGGCUAAACAUUUUAACGACCAACCGUUACGCAUCUUUAAAAUCACACAAUUAGGAUAUAUAGACUAAAGCAGUUAUGCUGUCAUAUAUUCUCGACAGGAUUUAGAAAACCGCAGAUUGACAUAAUUAUUUGUAAUGACGUCAGCGAACUCAGGUGAGACAAGGUGCGGAAAUACAGGUUUAGGAUUAAUGGCCGCCAAAGUUGUAUACGUCGAGUGAAGACAUACCAAGUGGUGUUUACAAAUACAGCGAAGAUUGUGCCAUUUGCUUGUGUGUGGGAUGCUUGGAGCAUUUUUUUUUCUAUGCAAAGGAAGGAAGCAGGAAAGCCAAGCGUGACCAGGGCUAUAUUUAUCGUAGGUUAUGUUACUGUCACGGCAGUUAACAUAAUUUUAAAAUGAAGCUGCUACUUUCUGUCGCUUUACUGUAAAUAUUUUUUGAGAGCUAUUGCCAGUUAUUGGUUCAUAUGCUGAUGUAUAGUCCCGACAUACGCAUCAGAAUCUUUGAUAGAUAUUUUUUUCUGGGGUAAUUGCGUCUGAGGUGGAAGUGAGCGUGAGCUAAAGUCUACAUUUAAGAUUUUCGUAGGUUAUACUUGGCUGUACAAGAAAGGCAAAAAAGGAAAGAUAUUGGGUCAUGGAGGCUAUUGAGAUUGGAGAGCAAGACCCCUUUCCUGUGGAGAGAGAGGGAAGGGUCCGGAAGAAAGGUGAAGGUGCUGAUGAGGUUGAUGGCAUUGGCUGCUGUGGAAAGUUCCAGACUUCUGUGUCUAGAUGGAUGCUUCCGGAAGACCUGCGCAGCACAUAUAUGGAACGAACCAACUGCUGCCCCCCGCCUAUCUUUAUCAUUACUAUCAGCAUCGUAGAGCUGGCGGUGUUUAUAUACUACGCGGUGUGGAAGCCGCAGAAGCAGUGGGUGACCCUGGGCGAUGGCAUCUGGAACAGUCCGCUGACGUACAGGCCUGAUCUGAGGGAACAGGCCUGGAGGUUUAUCUCCUAUAUGUUUGUCCACGCAGGCGUGCAGCACAUCAUGGGUAACCUGGUCAUGCAGCUUCUACUGGGCAUCCCCCUGGAGCUGGUGCACAAGGGCUUCGAGGUUGGCAUGGUCUACCUGGCCGGAGUACUUGCAGGAUCUCUGGCGAGCUCCAUCUUUGACCCUCUCCAUGCGCUAGUGGGGGCUUCGGGAGGGGUCUACGCCCUCAUUGGGGGCUACUUCAUGAACGCGGUGGUGAAUUACAGAGAGAUGAUGCCUCUCUUAGGAAUAGCCCGUAUAACAGUAAUCUUGCUCAUUGUGGGAACAGAUAUUGGCUUUGCGCUCUACAGAAGAUUUCUGAGUGAUGAAGCUGGUAUGCAGGUAAAAAAAACACAUACUCACACUACAAACAUAGAAAGUGCCAAGGUGUGUGUGUGUGUGUGUGUGUGUGUGUGUUUUCCCUAAAUGGAAGCCAUUCUCCAUGAAGCGUAUAAGCUGAAACUUGGUCACUUAGUCACCCCUGUGAACCUGUCUGGUCUUGCUCCAACUUACAGAAACCUUACACCUAAAAGUGUUGUAAUGUGGAGGCAGGGGGUAGCUAUGGGCUGGUUUUACCAUCCUGUAUUACUGGUUUGACAGGUUAGGAGAAAGAGAGGGGCCGGCUGGAAAGAGGUCUAAACAAAUUACUCAAGAUCUCAAAGAGCCAUCCCCACCACACACACACACACACACACAAAAGAUAACACAUGCAAGUAUAUUAUAACAUUUGCAAGGCAUUUUGUAAUUUUGUUGAUUAGUAGCUUAAAAGACAUAGUGAGCCACACAGUGUGAACACUGCAGUCUCUCACUUGCACCUCGCGCGAGAACUACAUAAUGCUUUAUGGCUCCACCUCACACAACAACUACAUCCCUCUGCUAGUUUUAAGAAGUAGCUAGCGAUGUAUUCCCUGUACGGACAUCAUGGCAAAGGUGACAAAGAAACUGAGGAAGAUGUCAGAGGAAGCGAGGAAGAGAAAAAAAGAGAGUAACUGAGCAAGAGACCAAACAAGAGUCAGUCUCGGACUGGCUUUAACUUGUUGGCCAGAGCUAAAAGGAUGCAAGUUGGAUGCCAAGCUGGCCUUCUUUCUGUUGGACUAUGUCUUGCUCUUUCUUGAUGUUUGGCUGUGUUAGGAAAGUUGUCGACACCAUAAAUAUCUCUGCCUAUGUUA
Molecule: messenger RNA, 2950 nt
Organism: Clupea harengus (Atlantic herring)
Lineage: Eukaryota; Metazoa; Chordata; Actinopteri; Clupeiformes; Clupeidae
Gene: rhbdl2
Product: rhomboid, veinlet-like 2 (Drosophila)
Exons: 7
Coding region: 1410-2207 (265 amino acids)
Cellular component (GO): membrane
Molecular function (GO): serine-type endopeptidase activity
Source: RefSeq, a predicted model, not a curated record